Molecule: messenger RNA, 1228 nt
Organism: Liolophura sinensis
Lineage: Eukaryota; Metazoa; Mollusca; Polyplacophora; Chitonida; Chitonidae
Product: putative ankyrin repeat protein RF_0381
Exons: 10
Coding region: 1-1173 (390 amino acids)
Cellular component (GO): nucleus
Molecular function (GO): protein binding
Source: RefSeq, a predicted model, not a curated record
AUGGGGAUACAAUACAAUAAAUCUUACAGCACAGAGAGUAACAGCAGUGUGAUAGAGGGAAAAGACACCAUUGCUCUUGGUUCAUCGGAGAAAAGCGAUCUGUAUCGCUUUCGUCUCCUAGCCAGAAAUGGAGUUUAUGUCAAAAUUCAGGAUCUAGAUGGGAAGACGCCUUUGCUUGUAGCCUUGAGGGCAAAUAAUCUGGAUCUUGUUCGUCUGUUCGUAGAGAGAGGCGCUGACGUCAAUGUACAGAAUGAGGAAGGAGAGACGGCGUUGUUUUGGGCAGUGAAGAUAGAUGAUAUGGACCUUGUUCGUCUGUUGAUUGAGCACAGAGCCAAUGUCAACGUACAGAAUAAGAAAGGAGAGUCGGCUGUUCAUUGCGCAGUGCGUAAAAAUAAUGUGGAUCUUGUCCGUCAGAUUGUGGAUCUGGGCGGGGAUAUCAACACUCAGAAUAAGGAUGGGAAGACGCCUUUGCUUUUAGCCCUGAGGGCAAAUAAUCUGGAUCUUGUUCGUCUGUUGGUAGAGAGAGGCGCUGAUGUCAAUGUACAGAAUGAGGAAGGAGAGACGGCGUUGUUUUGGGCAGUGAAGAUAGAUGAUAUGGACCUUGUUCGUCUGCUGACUGAGCACGGAGCCAAUGUCAACGUACAGAAUAAGAAAGGAGAGUCGGCUGUUCAUUGCGCAGUGCGUAAAAAUAAUGUGGAUCUUGUCCGUCAGAUUGUGGAUCUGGGCGGGGAUAUCAACAUUCGGAAUAAGGAUGGGAAGACGCCUUUGCUUUUAGCCCUGAGGGCAAAUAAUCUGGAUCUUGUUCGUCUGUUGGUAGAGAGAGGCGCUGAUGUCAAUGUACAGAAUGAGGAAGGAGAGACGGCGUUGUUUUGGGCAGUGAAGAUAGAUGAUAUGGACCUUGUUCGUCUGUUGAUUGAGCACGGAGCCAAUGUCAACGUACAGAAUAAGGUACGUGAUGUAUGGUUAUUUACAAGGAGAGCAUGUUGGACUAAAUACCAUUUUAAACACCUAGUUUUAUCUUCAAACACAUGUAUCCACAAAUGUCAAACACGGAAAAUUAUUCACUUCGGGCGCGAAUUAUAUAUAUUAUGCUGCCUUUGGCGUAAACAUAACAAUAAAUAUGGUGCGAACAAAAAUUAUAUUAUUUCUUUGCAAGGCCAAAAAUACAUCUGAAUGCUUCAGGGUUAUAUCAAAAUGCAAACCUUUUUGUCACAUCAUGUUUUCGACC